AUGCCACCAGCUCCUGCCCGCCCUGGUGCUCUCCAGACUUGGCUACAGCCACCAGCCAUGUCUCUCAAUUCCACUAAGACGAAGCGCGACCACGAUGGGGACGAGGACGUCAGCAGCGUCAAUGGCGACGGUGAGAAGGACGAGCAAGUUCCAGCCAAGAAGACUCAGAAGAAAGCUUCUGUCAAACCCAAGGUCGUUAGCAAGCCAAGGUCUACGUCGAAAGCCAUCGUCGAACCAGCCAACUUAGCAAAGGAAGCCAAGAAGCUCUACACAGACAAGAUAAAGGAUGUCGAGGAACGCUACCUGGACCUCGACAAGAAAAUCAAAGCCAUGUCUCUCAACAGCAGCUCAACCACUGUCGAAAACUACGCUCGUGAUCAGCCUGUUACAACCCGGACAGUGCACAUCUUGACCGCUGUCACGAUCGUCACGAGUCGGACAUUACGAAGCUAUUUCACUUCAGAAUCGUAA
Recurvomyces mirabilis is the source of this 471-nucleotide messenger RNA. RefSeq lists its product as uncharacterized. The record is from RefSeq and is a predicted model, not a curated record. The transcript has a single exon. NCBI's taxonomy places the organism in Eukaryota, Fungi, Ascomycota, Dothideomycetes, Mycosphaerellales, Teratosphaeriaceae. Bases 1 to 471 code for a protein of 156 amino acids.